UUAAAUCAAAGUUUGUGAUUUUUUCUGUAUACCUAACUCAUAAUUGCUAAAUUUUGACAUAUAUGACACUUUGCUUCUGAAGCAACGAUAUGUUUGACAAAUCUAAGUUUUGACAGCUGUUUGAAAACAAACUUGCAUGCAGGUAGCGAACAUGCAGGCAAACUUGCAUGUAAAAAAAACUUCUUUAAAUGCAAAUUUGCAUCUAUCCAAGCAUGCCUGCAGGCUCAAACUCUCGAAAGAAUUUGUUUGAUUUGAUAGGAACUGUCAUAAUACCUGCUUCUCUACUUGGAAAAAUAAGCAUGCAAAUUGAGAAGCAAGAUUGCGUGAGUUUAAGACUGUUUGCUGGGCAAAACUUGGACGUGUGGCUGCGGGGCUAGUUAGUAUCAUUUUGAAGUCUACAAAGUUACAUAGAUGCUUAACAAAUUACAACUAUCGCGCACAACCAGGAAAAGUAAUAAAUUCAAAAACUUAAAAUAAAAGAAAAUGUUAUAAUUCAAUUAUGUAAACUUGUAAAACAAAAAAAUUAAUGAACAUUUUUUAAAAAUCACGUUGAAUAAUCAUGACAUGAAUAAUUAUUACGUAUGUAUGUAUGUACCUCGUAGUGAAGCAAAAAAAAUCCUUUAUCCAACGUUGGGCGCCAUUUUUCUCCCCCUUUAAUACAAAAAUAUACCUCACUUUAUGUACAUAGCUAAGCUAUAUAAUUUCUUUGACAGAGGUAGGCAAGCACUUUUCUCCUAACCAUGUCACGUGGUUGUGUCAAAUCCUUUGUUUCUUUUCCUUUGUUAAAAUAACGUGCUUUUCUUUUUGUUUUCUCUUUCUUGGUUUCAUUCUUUAUGAAAUGCGUUGAAAACAAACAAUUUGCAAAGCGUUCUCAUAAGCUAAACUAUAUGUGAAUUAUAUCAAACACCCUGUAUGGAAGUAAACUUGUAGAAAUUAGAUUCCACUUACGUCCGUUUCCGCUAACCACCUCAUUCAUGUCUGUCAGUCAAGUCAAGAUGAGAUUAUUUCGCGAAAGAAAUGCUUUUUUUUAUACAUCUCCUCUUACAACUGAAUUAAGCUUGUCGUCCCUCUCUAUAUGAUGUUGUUGUUUUUUUGUUUCUUCUCAUUUCUAUAUCUUGCCACUCUUUUAUGUAAAUUUAAACAAUAAUCGACUUGUCACACACAGAGCUAAGCUGUGAAGGAGGUGGUGAGCGUAGCAGAAAGGAGCAUUUUAAUUUUGACUGGCAUUUUGUACACUCGUACAAGUUUUCUUCUUUUGUAUUGCCAUUCGCAAAUUCCGUAUAGUUUUUCUUUAUUAUUAUUGUCGUGCACCGAUGACGUUGACGUUGGUGGCGGCGGCGGGCGAAAGCGAAGACGAACAGACGGACGGUCGAUUAUUUUGCUGCUAUUCACAUCACAAUGGUGCAUUGUUGAAGGUGGAAUGCUCUAGGUGCAAUCAUUCGCAUCGUACAAGCGAACGAGUAGGGAUCGGAUCGGUUCCGUGUUUAGUUGUCGGAGAAUUGUGUGCUUUCAAUUGUGUCGUCGUCGUUGUUGGUUGAUGUUUAUAUUUAUACCUUUACCUUUGAUAAAGUGUGUUUCUUCCUUCUUUGCUCUUUUGUUCGCCUGGCCGCUGCGCUACUACCGCCGCCGCUGCGCUGCUACCGCCGCCGCCCGCAGCGCCACCAUUUUUCUGACCUUUUGCUUAGACGUGUUGUUUUUAACAUAUUCCCUCUGUAUUGUUGUGUGGUUUGACUUGUUUUGUUUUGAAUCUUCUUUGAUUGUAGAGCAGAGCGUUAUAAAAUGCAAAACAACAACUUAACAAAGAAACCGCGAUCGAAAAUUGCAAUCCGUGAAAUAAUGGCUGACGGUGGAUUAUUACCGUCGGCAUCGUUGUCGGCAACACUACCAGCAUCAUCAGUACAAACUUCAUCGUCUUCAUUGCCAACAAAAGUUGUAUGGCCACGAAUUGAAUCACGGCCAUUGACAGUAGACGCAUCAUCAUCAUCACAACAAGUAGUGAUGCCUGUUGUUCCAGUAACAACCACAUCAAUUGGUACUGCCGCCGCCGCCGCAGCAGCAGCAGUGCCAAUGGACUUGUUGGCAGAUAUUUUUCUGCGUUUAAAUACAUCUCUAAUGAGUUCGAAUCGGUUAUUUAGUGCAAAUGAAAUCUUUCCACAUACAGGUGGAGGUGCUAGUUAUGAUGAUGGGGGUAAAAAUGAACACGACCAUCAGGUUGUUCGAACGUUGCUGCCAGUUCAACAUAAUUAUAGUAAAAGUUAUUUCUCGGCUAAAACUGAAGGCCGUAAGCGUACAUUGACGCCUAUGGCAUCGAAUGAAGAGUGUGAAGAUGAGAUAAAAAUGGAUACAGCAGUUUUAGCACCGCCGCCAAAAAAGAAAUGGAUACGUCAUUAUUUAAGGGAGGAGCCAUACUCCAAUGGUCACUCAUCCCCUUCCUCCUUUAUAAUGAUUAAAACACCAACACCAUCUACCACUAUCACAACAAACAAACACCAACAACAACAACAACUGCAUCAACAACAAGGAUUACAACAACAAUCACAAGAACAGCAAUCAUUUUCCAAUAACAAUUUGAAUUGUUCACCAAAAACUGAAAUGCUAACUUCUUUGUUCUCAAAUAACAACAACAAUAAUACAACAAUAACCGUUGUUGAUAAAAAUAAAAAUCCCAUAUUCACCACCACCACGAAUCAUGGUAAUAAUAGUAAAAUUAGUAAUACCAGUACGCUGCCGGCGACGACAUUUUUAAAUGGUGGUGUUAAUUUGGCAGCAUUGUCUGCAGCUGCUGCAGCAGCAACAACCCAACCGAUUGUCAUUAAUGUCAGCAAUACUCGUACUGCAGCAAAUACAUUUAGUGCCAAUAAUAAUAAUGUAAUAAUUCCCCACACCACCAUACCAAUACCAACAACAACAACAAAUUAUAAUACUAAUUCAAAUUUAAGAAAUUCACCACCAAUGGGGGUAGCGUCAGCUGUUGCAGCUGGUGGAACUGCUUCACCAAAUAGUUCUUGUUCGGUGUUUCGCAAGAAAUGCAUUCCCUUAACCCCACCGCCAAUGUCAAAUAGAAAGUUUAUUGAAUCAUCAAGAAUUCGUAGUUACUCACUUUCUUCCAAUAAAAUUACAGCCAACAGUUUGGUUGGAAGCAAUGGAUUUGUAACCACCAACAACACCAAUAAUAGUAGUAGCAACAACAUCAACAACAACACCAGUAAUAUCAAUAACAACACACCCGCCAUCUUGCAUAACCAUCAUAUUCAUCAAGUUUUGGCCGCAGCAGCUGAAGAUUCAUCACAGUCCAGUUUGAAUUUAUCAUCGUCUGGCUAUUUGAGUGGUGGCAGUAUUAAUUCGAAUGUCGGAAGCAUAAAUUUGUCGUCUACAUCAACAACAACGUCUACUGGUGGUGUCCCAAUGAAUGGUGUUAGUAUGAUGAACGGAUCACCACCUAGAGGAGGAAGUUUAUUGGUUUCCGGUGGACAUUUGGAACACCAGUCGUCGUCGUCGUCGAUGUCGUGUGUUGCAUCAUCGGCGCCAACAUCUAGUGGAGUACAUCAACUACAUGGUGGUUCGAUUGGUGGUGGCAGCAGGCGAAGAACGAUAAGUUCCAAUAGCAAUGGUUCCUCAUGUACUUCCAGAGCGGGCACUCGAGAAGUCCAUAAUAAACUGGAAAAACAUCGCAGAGCUCAACUUAAAGAAUGUUUUGAACAGUUAAAAAGCCAAUUACAACUUAAAGACGAGGAACGAAAGAAAACAUCAAAUCUAUCAAUCCUUGGAGCUGCUCUUAAACAUGUUAUGGCACUCAAAAUAAAAGAACAAGAACUUGAACAGCAAGUUGAACUUUUGGCAAAAGAAAAAAUCAAUGCACAAAAGAAAAUUGUUAAUCUUAAGCGUGAACUUGGCCCAAAAGUUGAAAAUAUUGAUUUUUCCAGUAUUAUUUCUGACAUUGAACUUGGCAGCAUUCCGAUCGAACGAGUUACUGAAGGCCUCAAUGAUUCGAUCUCUCUGUCAUCUGGACGAGGUAGUAUGUUGUAUAGCUCAUCAAGCUCUUUAUCGAGUGGCAGUGGCGGCAAUACAAUGUCCUCACCACUAGGCGCAGGAAUGCAAACUUCAAUGCCAACUGCAUUGUCACCUGUGAUAUCACAAUCAACAACAACAACGUCCUCCUUCUCCGCCUCUUCUUCUAGUAAUAAUAGUUCACCGAUAUCACCGAUUAUAUUGAUGAAAUCAUCAUCGCCAUUAUCUCAGUCUACAUCUGCAACUUCAUCAUCAUUAGUGGUAACCAAUAUAUCUACUAUUAAUAAUGCAAAUGGUGGUUGUUCCUCAUCAGCAACAUCGGUAACAAUGCCGUUAUCUUUAACGGCUAAAAACAUAUCGGCCACAUCAAUGACUCGAGGUUCGCCGACUCCAUCGACGCCCUCACCAUCGCCGUCCUCAUCCAGUGGUGUAUCUUCAUCGUCCUCAAUUCAUUCAUCAUCACCGCCAAUUGGUGGCGUUAAAAUUGUUCCAAACAUUCCAACGACGAGUUGUGUCAAGUUUGGUACUGUGACCAAUGUCUCGGCCAAUGGUAAUACAUUUGUUUCAUCUCCCGUUAUAAAUAUAACACACAGUGAAAAUAAUGGAGGUAUUUCGUCGUCGUCGUCAAAUAGCGUCUAUAACGCUACUGCCUCCGGUAUGCCACUUAACAUGAAUGUAGCCGUUGUAUCAUCCAGCUCAGCUACUACUUUUCCUUCCUUUUUUUCAUCAUCGUCCUUGCCAUCAGCAGCGACUAUUACAACAUCAGUCAGCCAUGGCAAAGAAUCUAAUGGAAGAAACGGUCUUACUCGAAAAACUCCAUCAUCUAGCGAUGGCCACAACAAUAACAUUGAUAGUUACUUUAAUAACAAUCAACAUCACUAUCAGCACCAACAACAACAACAACAACUCCUAGAUGAAGGUGAACAACCAGCAAAGGUUUUUAAGGUCUUCAAUGGUUUGGCAUUGGGUCAAAUGGAUAAGGAUAAUAAAUUGGGCCUUGCUGCUACACCUUUGCAACUAUCUCAAGUUGUUGGAGGUGGCAGUUUGGUUGUCAGUCCAUUUCUGAGCUCAUCUCAGAAUGGUGGUAGUCUUCGAUUAGUUGGAGCAAAUAGCUUGGCAACAAUCGAAUUGAGUUCUGGACCAUCGUCUAAUCAAUCCAGAUGCAGUGGUAGUCUUCUUGGUCAGUCGUUAUCGCCACCGAAUUCCGGAGGAGGUGCUCAGUUACACAAGUUAUUGAUGAGUGCUGUUAGUGCCGGUGGUGGUGCAACAAAUACUAUAUCGAACGGUAAUACCUCGACCUAUGUGUCGGCCGGUGAAGUUGGCCGAUUGCCUGGAGGUGCCGAACUCAAUAUCCUUCCCACCGCAACAAAUGCUACAGCCUCAUUGUAUAGAGGUAAUGGAAAGUUGUCUAUAAUGAAUAAUGGAAUUUCAAUUAAAGGAGCUGUAAAUGAUACAAAUUCAACACGUGGUGGUGUUCAUGUUUUGAACACACAAGUUCUUCAAUCAGCUAAUGGACUUUCAUCAAUUGGUGUUUCCCAAGCACAGCAAAAUAAUAACUUUGCUCAAUUGAUUGCCACUACACCUCAGAUGGCCGGAAAGAUAAAUCUCUCAGUGGGUGGUGGACAAAGCAGCAGCCUACCAUUAAUUGGCACCCAAUACCUCGGUUCAAUGAAGCCAAUGGUUGUGGCUGUUUCCAAUAAUAAUACAAAUAAUAAUAGUAAUUCAAAUCAACCCACCUUAUCGUCAUUGUCAUCUGUUGUUGUUCCGCCUACAUCACUGACGACAUCGACCGCUAUUGUAACAGGAACCACCAAUGGCAACGCUUUAUAAAUCUUUACCAAUUUUACAUUUUGUAAUCUAUAUAAAUCUAAGUAGUAGUGAGUUGUUUUUUUUUCUUUUCUUUUUUUUUUUUUUCAUUUAAAAUAUAUAUGAUUUGUUAUUAUUUUUUUCUAUUAUAUAUGAUAAAUAUAUAUAUAUUGUAUAGUGAUAUAUAAUGUGCUAAACAAAAGAAAAAAAAAGAAAAAUCUUUAUAUAAAUAAACAAAAAAUGUUCGCAACAAAACCACUUUUCACACCACAAACUCACACCAUCGAUUGACCACACCACUACCACCACCACUUUUCCUGUUUCAUAUAUACAUAAAUAUAUCUAUCUCAAAACUUUAUUUCAAAAUAUGCAUUUCUUAUAUUUUUUCCCCCCCAUAAUCAUCAUGGUAACAUCUCUUCUCUGUGUUUUAUUUUUUUAAACUAACUAAAAUAAACCAACAAAUUCAUAUAAACAAAAAUCUAUAUUCUAUAUAUUUACAAAAAAAAAAAUAAAUCUAUAACAAAAAAAGAGAGCCAUCAUCAAUUUUACAUUGUACAAGAAACGAAAAAAAAAAAUUAAAAAUAUGUAUAAAAAAAAAUUAAACAAAAACACUAACUAAAAAAAAUUAAAAAAAAAAAAUAUGAAAAGAAAUUAAUGAACAAUCGUUGUUGUAAACACACAAAUUAUAUAAAUGUAUGUGUAUAUAUAAAUUGAAAUGUAUUUUCUCAAAACAAAACAAACAAAAAAAAAAAACAACUUAUUUUUAAGAACAAAAAAAAAUUAAUCAUUGUGAGUUUUAAGAUAGGAACAAAAAGAUAAAUAAUGUUAAGAAUCAAAUUAGUGGAUAGAGAAUUAAUUUUAGAUUGUCUAAACAAAAAACAAAAAUGUAUUACAAAAACAAAAAAAAAAUAAACAAAA
Molecule: messenger RNA, 6732 nt
Organism: Episyrphus balteatus (marmalade hoverfly)
Lineage: Eukaryota; Metazoa; Arthropoda; Insecta; Diptera; Syrphidae
Gene: Mnt
Exons: 8
Coding region: 1780-5838 (1352 amino acids)
Biological process (GO): regulation of transcription by RNA polymerase II
Molecular function (GO): protein dimerization activity; DNA-binding transcription factor activity, RNA polymerase II-specific; RNA polymerase II cis-regulatory region sequence-specific DNA binding
Source: RefSeq, a predicted model, not a curated record